CAUGGCUGCAUUUCUUCUGCAGGCACCAUGUAAGCAGCUAUAUAUGCAUGUGGCGGCCGGUGGAAUCAUCAGUGUAAACUAUUGCAGACAAGCCGCCGAUUGAUUCCUGCACCUAUGCUAGUUAGCAGUACAAUCUGAACCUUGUUAAUUCUGCACUCCACGGCCCUUAAUCGAUACAGCAGUAUAAACUUUGUUUGCAUUGCUCGGUUGGUUUUGACUAGUUUUGACCCGGCAAAUCGGCAUGGGGCACAGCGGUGGUGUGGAGCAGUCUCCGUGCAGGGUUCUGCCUAUCAUCGACGAAGGAUCGGAAUCGGAGAUGGAGUGGGACGACACAGGAUCGUCCGAGGGCGCAGGGAUAGAGACGACAGCGAAGGAAGCGCGGUCCAUCGUCGACCGGAGGAAGGCAGUUGUGGCGAGGAUGAGGGAGCUUCUUCGGCGAGCCGUGGCACAGUCUUCAUCGUCGGCGCCUCCAUCCAAGCUGCGCACGCCGACCGUGUUGGCCACCGCCAAGAAAUGGAAGAGGGCGGUGAGCUUCAAGAGCAGAGACCAUUGGCGGCGGCAGGCGGUGGACUGCGGGAGCACGACGUCGUCGGUGUCCAGCAGCAGGAACAGCUUCGAAAGCCGGGACGCCACCGUCUUCCCGUGUCCGGCACAGUCCCGCCAGCAGCACCAUGCUAAGUGGGUCACCACGGAUUCUGACUUCGUCGUGCUGGAACUGUAAGCCUAGACGGUGGGGGGCUGGGGAGACGCGACGACCUCGACGAACUCAACUAGGUCGACUGUAGUGGGCGCUUAUAGAUGUCAAAUGGUCUCUGCGUCCAAACAAUCGGGACGAUUUAUGGCCUGGCAAAUAUGUGUGAGUUUCUGUAAAGGGAAAUUUUAUAUUUUUCUGUA
Lolium perenne is the source of this 894-nucleotide messenger RNA. RefSeq lists its product as uncharacterized. Lineage: Eukaryota; Viridiplantae; Streptophyta; Magnoliopsida; Poales; Poaceae. The record is from RefSeq and is a predicted model, not a curated record.